Messenger RNA from Oryza brachyantha (malo sina), 1786 nucleotides. Its product is annotated as basic leucine zipper 2-like. Lineage: Eukaryota; Viridiplantae; Streptophyta; Magnoliopsida; Poales; Poaceae. Gene Ontology annotation, molecular function: DNA binding; DNA-binding transcription factor activity. Gene Ontology annotation, biological process: positive regulation of DNA-templated transcription. Gene Ontology annotation, cellular component: nucleus. The transcript has 4 exons. Bases 406 to 1362 code for a protein of 318 amino acids. The record is from RefSeq and is a predicted model, not a curated record.
UCUUCUUCCUCUUCACCUGCUAACCACCAGCUGUUGCUAGCUGUCUCUCUCUCCUCUUGUCAUGUGACCUCCCCUCCCAUCCCCUGCUCCCCCUCCCUAUUAUUUCUCUCUCCCCCUGUCCCUAUCAUUCCAUUGCCCGAUUUAGCGCAGGAGCCGGACCGACCCGGCCCCCUCGCCAUCCACUCGCCGUUGUUUUCGCAGCAGCGGCGGCGGCGGCGGCGGCGGCAGGAGCAGCAGCAGCAACAAACACGCGAGCGAAAACGAGGGCCGCACAAUCUCCGGCACCCGCCGUCCUACCUACAUUAGUGUCCGGGGCGCUCGGCGACGGGGAAGGUUUCGGGCGUCGCGCCAUCGAUCGCGGGCGCGCAUUCGCGUUGAUCCCCGGGCCAGGCUCCCUUCCCGGCCAUGGCGCAGCUGCCGCCCAAGAUCCCAACCAUGGCGACAGCUUGGCCGGAGUUCGGGGGCGGGCACCACCACCACGCCCACGGCCACCAUCACCAGCGCAGCCCUUCCAUGGGGGCGUUCCUCGCGGCGCCAUUGCCGCCGUUCCCGCUCCCGCCGCCGGCGCCGGCGAACGGCGGGGCGCACCAGCAGCAGCAGCAGCAGCCUUCCUGGGUCGACGAGUUCCUCGACUUCUCGGCUGCCAAGCGCGGCGCGCACCGCCGCUCCGUGAGCGACUCCGUGGCCUUCCUCGAUCCCGUUGCCGACGACAAUGCCGGCGUCGGGGCGCACGACUUCGACCGCCUCGACGACGACCAGCUCAUGUCCAUGUUCUCCGACGACCUGCAGCCGCCACCACCGCAGCAGCAGCCUGCCGCGCCCGCGGCGAGCGCGUCGUCGCCGUCGGACCACAACAGCAUGAAUGACGAGAAGCAGGACAAGGGCGAGACAGAGGAGGCGCAGAGCGAGUGCGACGGCGCCACGCCGGGGCAGCCGGCCUCCCCGGCCACCGUUGAUCCCAAGCGUGUCAAGAGGAUCCUGGCGAACCGGCAGUCCGCGCAGCGGUCGCGCGUGCGCAAGCUGCAGUACAUCUCCGAGCUGGAGCGCAGCGUCACGUCGCUCCAGACGGAGGUGUCGGCGUUGUCCCCGCGCGUCGCGUUCCUCGACCACCAGCGCUCGCUGCUGACGCUGGGGAACAGCCACCUCAAGCAGCGCAUCGCCGCACUCGCGCAGGACAAGAUCUUCAAAGAUGCUCAUCAGGAGGCACUGAAGAAGGAGAUAGAGAGGCUGCGGCAAAUCUACCACCAGCAAAGCCUCAAGAACGCGGAAUCCACACCGGCCGACGCGGCCGCCCCGGUCCGCGGCAGCGACAAGGCCGACCUGAUCGCCAGCGAGGGGACCGCCGCGCCCGCGGCCUCGUGAUCGAUCGGCCGAGAUCCGGACGCGCUGUAUGUAGUGAGGUGGCGCUGGCCUCGGCGCCGCGGCAACCACGAGCGUUGCCGCGGGCUGGCCGGCGCCAUGUUAGGUUUGGUGCAUUGUUUGGGUUUGCAUUCUUUGGGGUGUAAUGUAACAUGGAUUUGUUCAUUCAGGUUGCUUUGUUCAUUCUUGUGCAUCCUCUGCUUCUGCUCCUGAUUCUUCUCUACUUCCCUGAUUUGUAAUUUUAUUCCGGCAUUUUGGGCGAAGGUUGUAGCUAAGAAUUGUAAUUCAGAUUGGGUGAGGUCAAGUGUUUUGUUUGCCUGGUUUUUUUUGUUGUUGUAUCUGAUAAAUCAAAUGUAAUGUUUCUUCGUUUUACCCUUGUAUGUAUGUAUUUACAGCUAUUAGUAUAUUGCCCAUACGUUGCAAUCAA